Messenger RNA from Merops nubicus (carmine bee-eater), 1668 nucleotides. RefSeq names its product interleukin 20 receptor, alpha (gene IL20RA). Lineage: Eukaryota; Metazoa; Chordata; Aves; Coraciiformes; Meropidae. Gene Ontology annotation, molecular function: interleukin-20 binding. The record is from RefSeq and is a predicted model, not a curated record. The transcript is spliced from 6 exons. The coding region runs from base 49 to 1668 and encodes 539 amino acids.
UAUUGUUCUUUGCCCAACCCUAGGAAUGUCCAUUUCGAAUCUGUAAACAUGAAGAAUGUCCUUCACUGGUCAGCACCAGAAGGCACAGGAGAUGAAGUACUCUACAAGGUGAAGUAUUCAGUAUACGGUGUUGGGAAAUGGAUUAGAAAGCCAGAAUGCAGGAAUAUCAACAGAACAUGGUGUGACCUCUCCAAUGAGACCUCUGACUACGAAGAACAAUACUAUGCGAGCGUUAAAGCCUUGCUAAAUGGGAUGUGCUCUGACUGGAUGGAGACCACACGAUUCAACCCUCUUACAGACACUAAAAUUGAUCCACCCAUGGUAAGUGUAUCUUCUACUGAGAAAUCUAUUUCAAUCAUGCUGACUGCUCCUGAGAAGUGGAAGAGAAGUCCUGAGGAAGAAUCUGUAUCUCUGCUUCAAGUGUACCCGGGCCUGCAAUACAACGUGUCUGUCCUCAACAGAAAAACGAAGAAGCGGUGGUUCUUCUCCAUCAGCAACAACACCUUGGUUGUGCCCUGGUUAGAACCUGGAACAGCUUAUUGUGUCAGUGCACAGAUACAUGUCACCACACCACUUUUGCACAGUGGAUUCUCCAAAGAAUAUUGCAUUGUGACCUUGCAAGAUAAAACAGCAGAUGAGACUAUAACAACCGUAUUUGGAUAUGUUCUGCCUAUCAUGCUGGUUGUCCUUUUUAUUUCAAUGACAUGCUAUUAUGUGCACAGGUAUAUUCAUGUCAGCAAACAGAAACAUCCAACAAAUCUGGUAUGGCGCCACACCGACAAAUGCAAGGACAUGGUUUUCAUACCACGUGAAAAAAUAGCGGUCAACCUUAUCACUGUUAACGUGGAUGAGGACAAGCCAUCUCAAGAAUCCAGUCAUCUAUCAGAAAGGAAAAGUCCUCGUUACUACACUGUUUACAGUGGCACCGAAGGGAAGGAUUUGCCUUUCAAAGAAGUGCUGGAAACAAAACAGCUGCUUGAUAUUUCACAUGAAGAGGAUAUUGUAGCAGAACAGGACCAAACGGGGAACUGGCCAUCUUGUGGCCAGGCUGGGACAAAGAAUACUUUGAGACUGAAAAGUGCAGAGACUGUAGAGUAUGAACAUGAUAUAAGGGCUGAAGACUUCAGUCUCAGUCAGAAAAUAGAGGAGAAGAAUCCUUGCCCCACAACACUAUUAGGUGAGCCACAGAUUGUUUUGGGGGACUUGUUUAAUAUGAAAACAGGACAGCCAUAUUGUCCCCAGCUAGAGGUCGGGGCAGCAGACCCUUAUUUGGGACAGAAAAAAAAGGAAUUUAAUUUGAAUAUGGUUGAUGUAGCAGAUGAAUUGCUGGGUGAGACUCAUAUCAACUUGGUGGACUUGGAUACUGAAAAAUCUGGGCAGACAUCCUAUCCUCAUCUGGAAAAAAUAGCACAGGUCCUCACAGAGAAAGAGCAUGAACAGACCAUAUUAGUAGAUUGGGAUCCUCAGACUGGAAGACUGUAUAUCCCUAUCUUGCCCAGUGUUGAAGAUCAGAUGUGUGAAGGACUGCUCAAGGGUGAUGAUGUUGGCAAAGGAAUUUUGUCUAGACUGUAUAAGAAAGAGGUGUCUGGUGAAUCAUCGGAGGACCAAGAGAUGUAUCUCUUGCAAUUCAAGGAACAAUGGGAACUGCGUGUAGAGAUGGAAGACUGA